AUGAAUAAUAUCAAUAUCACGACGUACGUUUUCGGUAAUACCACACUUCUUCCGACCAGACAUCUUGCAUAUCAAUGUCCAGACCAACGUGCUAUAACUCGGCCCUUGCUCUUUGUUCAUAAUUAUUCGUUGUUUGUAUUUGGUUCGAUCUUGAACAUUCUGGCGUUCUUUAUUCUCAUGCAAGGCUCUCUCCGUUGCCACUCCACAUUCGCUUAUCUGGCUUUUUUGUCUUUGUCAAAUGGUUUAUCAUCAUUAGUGCGUUUUAUCCGAUGGAUGUUCUCAUAUUAUUUAAAUAUUCAAGCCGAUCAUUAUCUCUAUACGUGUCGUCUUUCACAUUUUUCAUUGGAUUUUCUGACACAUUUUAGUCUUUUAACGUUAGUGUGUGUGAACAUCGAUCGUGCUCAAACAGUUACACGAAAUCGGCCGAAUACGAAAUUCUCCAGUUCGACAUUUCGGCGAGUGUUAAUCAAAGAACUGUUGAUUGCUGUUGUUUUAAGUGCCUAUCAUUUCCACUGGCUCGUGAAAUUCGGAUACGAAGUUAAUGAUGGCAAAACGAAAGAAAUCAUAUGUAACUAUGAAAAAAAACGAACAUCUCAAAUCUAUUUCUAUUUCCUGUCGGUUCUCUACCGUCGAAUUGAACUUUUUGUUUUUUUCUGUUUUCCACUGUUCAUCAAUAUUCUUUGUACGAUACUGAUCGUUCGUAGUUUACAUCUGCGCAUGCGCACAGCGAAACGUUUCAAUCCAUACCGUCGCACUGCUCGUCAUUCGAAGCAAAGUCAAUUUUUAAAACGAAUCCAACACGUAUUUUCAUGUCUUGUACCACGUACGACCACAAGAUCCAAUAUUUACUCAUGUUUUGGCUUUCGAAUUCAAUGUCGACGUCAUACUGAAUUACGUCUGAAAUUCGCUCGAAAAGAACCGCAAUUACUUAGACAGGAAGAUGAAAAUGAUUCUAACGAUCGACAGCAAUCACUCUCCUUGAACAAUGAUUUACUUUCAGACAUGCCGCAAAUAACGACCAUGACGGCAACAAUAUUGAAUAAAACCCAUCGAUCAAGACGUAUUCGGGAUAUUCACUUAUCCGCUAUGUUGAUUGUACUAAAUAUUCUUUAUUUAAUUUUUAAUUUGCCAUUCAAUCUCUAUCAGAAUUUCGUCAGCGACACGCACAAGAACCCCCGCGAUGCGUGCGUCGCAGCAUUCACUUAUCUUUUACUCGAUACAUUGCAACAAACGUAUUUCUCGACAAAUUUCUUCUUGUAUGUUCUCACCAAUCGACGAUUUCGAGAAGAAUUCACAAAUACAAUUAUUAAAUUGUGUACAAGGAAGCAGGAAUAUCUACUGAGGAAAAGUAUGCGACAACGCCGGGCACGAAGUUUAAGUUUAAUUCCGUCAACAGCAAUUAUCACAAACUUCAACGGCGAUUAUCAAGCAAACGUAGCACAGAAUCGCGACAGUAUUCGAUCGGAUAUUGAAUUAACACAACCGUCGACAUUAGAGCAACAAACAAUUCUUACGGAGGAGGGGAAUAGUACAUUUAUUUCCAAAUUAGUCGCACUUCAGCAACUCUCCGAUGAACAUGUAUGA
Molecule: messenger RNA, 1584 nt
Organism: Adineta ricciae
Lineage: Eukaryota; Metazoa; Rotifera; Eurotatoria; Adinetida; Adinetidae
Source: the annotation of a GenBank genome assembly